Molecule: messenger RNA, 3704 nt
Organism: Oncorhynchus gorbuscha (pink salmon)
Lineage: Eukaryota; Metazoa; Chordata; Actinopteri; Salmoniformes; Salmonidae
Product: beta,beta-carotene 15,15'-dioxygenase-like
Exons: 11
Coding region: 1135-2559 (474 amino acids)
Biological process (GO): retinal metabolic process; carotene catabolic process
Molecular function (GO): carotenoid dioxygenase activity; beta-carotene 15,15'-dioxygenase activity
Source: RefSeq, a predicted model, not a curated record
AUUGUUAUUGCUAUUUCAGUAAGUUAUUUUACUAUUUUCUAAUGACUUGCACAAUAAAAACAUUACUUUCUUCUGAGCAAUUUUACUUUUUACUUUGGCACAUUCUGAUUAAUCUCAUGUGCAGUGUUUCCAACUAUUUUUCAGUGAGAUUCGCUAUUGGCUCCGCUAGAUGACGUGACAGCACGAAUUUGUCUUGCUGCAGUCGCCGAAGUAGCGUUCUCGACCGCUUUCUCGUCGCACCUCCCUCUUUGUGCUUUUCUGCCUGCGUGUUCGCAGUUGCUUUGAUUUCUGGUACAGACAGCUUCUCCCACUCGUUUGCUGCAUAAUUGAUUGGGGAAAUAUGGAGCGAGAUGGCUGCCAAAAAGUUGAACAUAUGUAUUGUUAGGAUCUUAAGAAAAUCUUAUGGAAAAAGCCAUGCAUGAAACAUGAAACGUAAACGUUAAAUUAGAUAUGUAAAUGUAAAAACCCAAAGUUACGAAUAUGAAUGAACAUUGACACUUUCAAUUCUUACUUUGUCUCCCUUUACUUGGUUACAGAUCUUUCUUUUUUGUAUCCGUGUGGGGCUGCUGUGGUAUAGCCAAGGGGUCUCAAAUAGUCUUGACUAUUUAUAGCCUAUUCUUAUUGCCAGAUCUGUUUUCCUUAUCAGCCACUGCAUGUGCUGCUUCAACUAUUUUGUAAAAAAAAAAGAUGUAAAGACUAUAUUUAGAGGCCUGUGAGCUAGGAUCUCUUAAGUGUAGCCCUAUAAUACGUUAUAAAACACAACUUGAGUAUUAAAAAAUAAUUCCACAAGACAUCAGUACCCACAAUGAUGGCCUAAAUUGAAAUGCUUACAAGUUGAAGGCCUAUUUUUCUUUUUGCUGUAAACCUUAAUUGUAAAAUGGUACGUUUUAAUCAAUUAUUUGGUGAUGUGAUUUUAUAUUUAGUAUAGUUUUAUCAAAUGUUUUACAAUUUACAUUUUUCUCAAAGUCACUGAAGCGGCUGGUCAUCCCCUUCCUCCCGAGGAGCCUCCACGGACACACGCCUAUAUACAGUAUAUGAGGAUGCGUCCCUGGGUGGCUACAAGGGACAUUGCUGCGCAAUGGGCCUGGUCUCUUUAAAGUGGGAGACACUGAAUACAACCACUGGUUUGAUGGCAUGGCCUUAAUUCAUAGUUUCACCUUCAAAGAUGGUGAUGUGUACUACAGGAGUAAAUUCCUGAGGAGUGACACCUUCAAGAAAAACACUCAGGCAAACAAGAUUGUUGUGUCAGAAUUUGGGACAAUGAUCUAUCCCGAUCCCUGCAAAAACAUAUUUUCAAAAGCCUUCUCCUACCUUCUCGCUGCCAUCCCUGACUUCACAGAUAACAACCUGAUAAACAUCAUUAGAUAUGGGGAGGACUACUAUGCCUCAUCAGAAGUCAACUACAUGAAUCAAAUUGACCCAAUUACCUUGGAUGUAAUUGGAAAGAUGAACUACAGGAAUCACAUUGCUCUGAACUUGGCGACUGCACACCCUCACUACGACGAUGAGGGAAACACCUAUAACAUGGGAACUGCCCUCAUGAGGUUUGGCAUGCCCAACUAUGUUAUCUUCAAGGUUCCAGUAAAUGCAUCAGAUAAGGAGCAUAAGAAGCCUGCCCUGCGGAAGGUGAAGCGGGUCUGCAAUAUACCGUUUCGCUCUACCCUCUUCCCCAGCUACUUCCACAGCUUUGGCAUGACAGAGAAUUACAUCAUCUUUGUCGAGCAGCCAUUCAAACUGGACAUCCUCAGACUGGCCACAGCUAUAUUUAGAAGCGUCAACUGGGCCAGCUGCCUCAAAUACGACAAAGAGGACAUUACGCUGAUCCACCUGGUCGACAAGAAGACUGGGAAGGCUGUGUCCACCAAGUUCUACACAGAUGCCCUGGUGGUUUUCCACCACAUCAACGCCUACGAGGACGACGGCCAUGUAGUGUUUGACAUGAUCACCUACAAAGACAGCAAUCUGUAUGAAAUGUUCUACUUAGCGAACCUGAGAAAGGAAACUCAUGAAUUCAUUGAGACCAACAAGGUCAACUUCUCCCCACCAAUCUGCCAUAGAUUUGUCUUGCCUCUCACUGUUGACAAGGAUACUCCAAAUGGAACAAAUCUGGUGAGGCUCAAAGACACAACUGCCAAAGCAGUGAUGCAGAGAGAUUGCUCGCUGUAUUGCCUGCCUGAAACAAUAUUUGAAGGUUUGGAGUUGCCAGGGAUGAACUACAAAUUCAAUGGCAAGAAGUACCGUUAUUUCUAUGGCUCAAGAGUGGAGUGGACUCCACACCCAAAUAAGAUUGGGAAGGUGGACAUCGUGACCAGAAAGUACAUUGAGUGGACAGAGGAGGACUGCUACCCUUCUGAGCCUGUGUUUGUUGCUUCACCAGGAGCUGUGGAGGAGGAUGACGGAGUCAUUUUGUCCUCAGUCGUCUCACUCAAUCCAAAGAUAUCCCCCUUCAUGCUUGUCCUUAAUGCCAAAACCUUUGAGGUAAUUGCUCGUGCCUCAAUUGACGCCAGCAUUCAUAUGGAUCUGCAUGGACACUUCAUUCCCACACAGAGCACCAACUGACAUAGCCAGCAGAGGGCAGGAUUGUACCUUAACAUUGUAGAGGGCAAAGUAUUGUUCCCAACCAUGGAAAGUCUAUGUCUGUGCCCCCAUGGAAAUUCAAUGAGCAUAAUAAACAAACAUUCCCAUGAAAAUCAUUGUGUUUAAAGUUGAUCUGUUUUGCGUGGGCUGAGUCUCAAUCCACCACAUCCGCUGAUGACUGCCUUCCGCAUCUGCGGUAGGAGGCAGAGCUUCAAGAUCAUGUCUAGAUGGGAUACAGGUUGUCAAAUUGACAUCUAAGGUGAUUAUUUUUGCAUUUUAGCUAACACUAACCCCUCCUAACCUUAACCUAAUUCACCUAACCUGCAACUUGAAUUAUCCUAACCUACUGUAUAAGUUCUAAACCUGAUACGAAUUAUUAAACAGAGAACGACGUAACCUCUAUUUUUGUAAAUCAGGAUGUAUACAAUAUAGUUUUGUAUGUUAAAAGGGUUUAUAAUGUAUUCAUUCCGUCUAUCCUGGUCACCCUAUUGUAAAUUAUAUUGUUUUUCUGUACAACAGGUAAUUAAGGAAAACAAUAGUGUGCUGCAAAUCAGUUGUGGCAUUGCUAUCACCAUUACUUCUCUCAAGUGAGUACUUACAGCACUUUCUGCGCACAUAAUUACCUCAUUCAACAUUAUGAUGAUUAUUACCAUGAGUCACUACAAUGUACUUACAUUAGAUUUGUAAAUAUAUAUUUGAAUAUCCAUUAGAAUACUGUGUGAAUUAAAUACAAGUAUUUAAUAAACUCAUAAAAAAACAUGUAUACUUUUAUUUAGUACAUUCUAGAGGAAGACUGAAACAAGACAUUAAUGCUCUAAAGUUAGAAUGAAAUUUGACAAUUUGUUGUGCAUUAAAUGCCAGUUAAUGUUUUGUUUUAAGUGUGUUUGAUUCUGAAAUCAUUCUAUGACUUUGCUUAAAAUGGAUCCCCUGAUGUCUGUGUAAAUGUGCAAUUGAACUAUUUGUCUUAGUCUGACCAUGUCAUCACCUUAUAAUUAAUAGUCUAAAAUGAGCAUAUUGCUUACAACUACAGUAAUGCAAAUGUCUAUUUCUUUGUGUGAUAUAGUCCAACAACAUGGCUGUGCCAGUAAACUACAUGUUUGCUUGCUAACAAAUAAAAACUAGAGGGA